Molecule: messenger RNA, 567 nt
Organism: Pyricularia grisea
Lineage: Eukaryota; Fungi; Ascomycota; Sordariomycetes; Magnaporthales; Pyriculariaceae
Exons: 3
Coding region: 1-567 (188 amino acids)
Source: RefSeq, a predicted model, not a curated record
AUGGCUCCAUCAUCGCGCAUAUAUCCGAAACUUCAUCAAGACAUUCUCCAGGCCAUGCCUGAAAAUGUGACCGUUGUGUGGGAAAACAGCCUAGACGAGCGAGCUCGGCCCAGGAAUCAGUGGGUGACAAACGUUAUGGGACGUUUUACGUGCCGCAACCGGCAAUGCGCUAGCGGGGGCUGGUUCAGUAGGACAGUGGGCAUAUGGAUUCGGCAGUUCCGCGGCGGUCGCUACAACGCCAUAGUCUACAGCCAGGAGUGUGAGCUGUGCGGUUGGCUGGGCUGGCUAACUCUUGACCGAGGCUCCUAUAUAGAAAGGGUAGCAUACUGGCUCAAGAAGUGGGCGGGCGUGCCAGUGGAGCCACCUCCUCACCGAGAAAAAAGGGGCCCUCCGCACAAACAAGAGCUUUGCGAGGGAUGCAGGAGGGGCCAUGGGGCUCAUAUUUGCGAAUUUUGCUUCACCAAAUCCAGGAGUGGGUUAGCUAUCCUGCAGGAGUCAAUAGCCGCGCUGCUUCUAGGUCGUAACAGCGCCAGCGAGGAAGGAUUCAGAGGGGCUUUCUCUCACUAA